Manihot esculenta (cassava) is the source of this 1294-nucleotide messenger RNA. RefSeq lists its product as uncharacterized. NCBI's taxonomy places the organism in Eukaryota, Viridiplantae, Streptophyta, Magnoliopsida, Malpighiales, Euphorbiaceae. Bases 304 to 1098 code for a protein of 264 amino acids. Gene Ontology annotation, cellular component: U12-type spliceosomal complex. The transcript has 5 exons. The record is from RefSeq and is a predicted model, not a curated record. Gene Ontology annotation, biological process: mRNA splicing, via spliceosome.
AAACAAAAUGAGAAUUCUGCGGUAAACAAAGGAAAAUACCAUGGCCUCUCCUACCAGAUGUCAAUGUGUGAGAGCGAGUAUUUUCCUGCGAGUAAGCUCCCAAAUUCCCAAAACAGAAAAAUCGCAUGAGUAACGGUCUCCUCUCCCUCCAUAUUCUCUCCUCUUCUCUUCUCCCAAAGAUCACUCGCUCUCUUUCUACAACCUCUCUCUCUCUCCCUCUCUCUUCUCUCUGCAAAAUCUGUACUGUUUUUAUACCAAAGCUAACCCUAGGAAAGAACAGCUAGAAUUAACUUGUAUUUCAUUAUGCGAAGCAUUUUUGGUCGAGAACACAGGAAUUAUGCUAAUGCCAGUAGUCUGUUUAACAAUAAAAAUGGUAAUGUAAGGGCUCCGAUUGAGAGUCCGAGCUCGGCUCCACUCAGACUGAGCGGAGACGGCGACAACUACGUUUAUGAUAAUGAUUGGCUUGUUGCACGAUCUUACUCAUAUCAUAAGCUGCCAAAGCAACUCCUCAAGCUCUAUAUACUCAAGCUCGACGGUUCUUCAUUCGAUGUUCACGUUGGGAAAAAUGCCACGGUGGCAGAACUCAAACGUGCGGUGGAGGAAGUUUUUGCUUCGUCACCGAAUGAAGGGCAGGGGGAGAUUUCCUGGUCACAUGUCUGGGGGCACUUUUGCUUGAGCUAUGGGGGUCGGAAGCUAGUUAAUGACAAGGCUUGUAUUCGGAAUUUUGGGAUCAAGGAUGAUGAUCAGCUUCAAUUUGUUAGGCAUAUGUCCAUCCACUAUUCAAGUUCAAAAAGACAUUUUAGGAAUCAAAAUGCUACUCGCAAACCAUGCUCAACGCUACAAGCCCGAGAUGUAGAGAUAGAACAGAAUACCACUGACCAGAAUGCAAACCAAGGUUACAACUCCAGGUACCACAGUGAUGAUCAUGAUGAUAAUCCUAUGCCAGAGUUCAAAUUAGCUCACUUUUUGAGAGGGUGGCUAUCAUACUCUAGAAUUCGUGGUGCAUCAAGAAAAGGAUCACAAGGCCAAAGUCGACCUUCAAGGUUUUCCCUUCAGUGCUUAGGAGGUGGACCCAGGAUGAUAGAACUUCAAGGCUAACACUUCUGCAAAAGAAACCAUUGACUGUGACUUGCCUGCGAUCAUGCCCUCAGAGUAACAUAAUAAGCUUUACUAAUAGCAUUCAGCAAUGAUUAGGCAGAAUCAGUCAGAUGAAAGUUUUGUUUGAUUGGAUUAUUUUUUAUUAGAUAUUAUCAUUGAAAUUCUUUUAGCUCCUACCCGACCAUUUUUUCUUUGC